AUGGGGCAACCAUCCAAUACCGAUAUUUCUCUCAAUCCUAUCGGCGACCGACCUCCGUCUUACGAUAACGUGAUCGACACCUCAUCCGCUGACGAGGUCGAAACCUCCAUUCCUGGCGCUCAGAAGGUCGUUUGGCGCAAGAAGUCCGGGACUAAGACGCUAUCGCCAUCGCUCACUGAUAGCCCACGCAGCCUUUAUCGCCUCAUUGCCCAACAAGCCCAACUGCCACCGCGGCAGUACGUCCACAUUGAGGGCUAUAGGGCCACGGGCACGGGCAAAGACCGCGUAUUCGAAACGCAGUUCGAUUUCUCGCUUGACUUGACGCCCACCUUGCUAGACCUCAGUGACGAUAAUAGGGAAUGGCAUGAACUACGCGUUGUUCGCGAUAGGGACGGUCAGGAAGCGUUCCGUGGUGGGAUGUUUCCUUCUCUCGAGGAACCUUCCCGUCUCAAAGGCCUAGUAACGAACUUACAAGAGUACGGGAACCAGGAGUUAGAGGAUCAAAGUCUGCUAGGCGCAGCCUCGGAUGGCUCGAACGAAGGCAUCCCUAGUCUGAUGGGCUGGUGUGAGAGGUUUUGUCGCGAUCCUGCUCCGGUCAGAUCGUUUACUUUCAUACGAGAGCUGAACGGUUUUGAUGUUAACCCUAUACGUUCUGAGCUCAAGUCCUACAUCCGUUCGCUUAACUACCGCGGUAGCAUUAAAAUAACAGCCUCUAUCCCGAACGAAUUCGUCACUAUCUACUCGCCGCAUUGGAUCAACCGACUACGGAACAACACAUUCGUUUGGUGGCUUUGCAUUAUCUUACAGCUAUGGAUUGUGACGUGGCCGGCGAUAGUGCUACUUGAGAAACGCUACCAGGUCGUGCAAUCAGUGUGGAGGUCAUCCCGUCUCGUAGAGGAUGUCACUACACUAUCUAGAUGGAGGAAGAUUUAUGCGCAUGGGCGUAGUGAAGCGGAAUUGGCAGACUUCUGGGCAGCCGCAGUAACACAGGCAGCCUGGGAACAAAAGGAUAGCGGCGAAAUUCUAACGGAGCAUGACCUACCACGUCUCCUACGGCGGGGACAAGAACGCAUUGAGCGGAUUGGAUGGUUAGGGCCACCGCGGAACGAAACAGCGACUGAUUCGAUGGCCGAGGACACGCCGAAUAGUAGACGUGGGCCUGCGAUUCCCAACCUUGCAGCUGGCGGAUAUGAUUUCCAAGCGGGAUGGGGAGGGAAUCCUCAUUCGACGAGCUCAUAG
This is a messenger RNA of Penicillium riverlandense, 1239 nucleotides long. RefSeq lists its product as uncharacterized. The transcript is spliced from 2 exons. The coding region runs from base 1 to 1239 and encodes 412 amino acids. The record is from RefSeq and is a predicted model, not a curated record. NCBI's taxonomy places the organism in Eukaryota, Fungi, Ascomycota, Eurotiomycetes, Eurotiales, Aspergillaceae.